Molecule: messenger RNA, 1362 nt
Organism: Coregonus sp. 'balchen'
Lineage: Eukaryota; Metazoa; Chordata; Actinopteri; Salmoniformes; Salmonidae
Source: the annotation of a GenBank genome assembly
AUGGCAGAAUAUAGCCAAACGGGUAUCUUGACGGCGCUUCUGCUGUUCACUGUUGUCACUGUAAAAGACGUUUACGUCGGGAGGUCCAUGAUGACUCAACACCCAGCGCAGGCCUCUGACAGCCUGAAUAUGGGGGCUGACCGUUUGCGGGAUGCCGACCCACAGAGGCUCAGCAAGCAGACCCUCUACACUGGGCCAGUGCUGAAAUUCCAGUUUUGGUAAGAUUAUCGAUUUUUCUCUACAGUUGUUGUGUAGCUAUUUGUCUAGCUAACUAAAAGAUAGCAGGCGGUUAGCUAGUCAACGCUAACUAGCCUAUGCUAACUAGCCAUUUGAUAGUUUGGGGACAAUGUUUGAUGCUAGCUAGCUAAUCCUCUUAGCUAUAUACAGCCUUUUUUGGCUUCUAAUAUAGAAUGAUAGAAUGAAAGAACAGGCAUAUUACCUGAAGUAGCUAACUAUAUGCAGACUGGUAGUCUGGAAUUUGGUAGGAAUUUGGUGGCACAGUAGUCAGCUAUAAGGUCACAGGUACCUAAUUUAUAUCAAAUACACUCAUUUCUAACCAGUCUCUUUGUUUCUGUGUUACAGCAUCUCCUGAGGGUAUAGCAAGGUGUUCCAGGAGUACUCCCGGUCCAUCAGCCAGUUGUACCCGGAUAUCCGCAUAGAAGGAGAAAAUUACCCUCCCACAACCAUCAACAAGUAAGAUGGCACACCAUUGUCAUGUAGCCAGUAGACACAUUUAUUUCGUCAGUGAAUUUGGUGUUCUGAUCACCACUGUUUUUGCCCUCCACCAGAUAUCUCGGAAAUAUAUUUUCCUACUUCAAACUUCUUGCCAUUGCCCUAGUUGUCAGUGGACAAAAUCCCUUCCCUAUGCUUGGACUGGAGACUCCCAGAGCAUGGACGUGGACUCAAGAAAAUAAGGUGAGGGGUUUUACGGUUUCAACUUCAAUAGAUUUUGAAUAAACACACUUGAUCCCUUCUGAACAUGUUUGUCUUCCAGAUAUUUUCGUGCCUGAUGACAUUCUUCCUCAGUAACAUGUUGGAGACCCACUUCUUGUCCACCGGUGCAUUUGAAAUCACACUAAAUGGUGAGUUGAAUGGGGUCACUGAAAACACAGUCUUCACUUUACACCCUUGCAUGGAUAUACACAACAAAUUCAGUUAAAUGAUAUGUAAAUGUGAAUUCCACAUUUUGCGUAUUUGAAUAAGCCUUUGUCUCCUGUCAUUUCUCUACACUCCCUUUUAGAUGUACCAAUCUGGUCCAAGCUGCAGUCAGGAUACGUACCCAACAUCCAGGAGAUCUUCCAAAUCCUUGAUAAUCACAUUAAGAUGAAUCAAGUUGACAAGAUCUCCUUCCCAUCUCCGUAG